AUGGCUCCAUUAAUCAGACCCGCCGGGUCUGCCGGUCCUGUCUCUGGCUUCCCGUCAUUAAAUCAAAAUCGACAACCACCAAGUGAACCCGCGGUUAUUGAGAUUGAUGACGAUGAUGAUGAACCCAUGGAUGAUGAAGAGGAAGAAGACGACGAGGAGGAGGAAGACGAGGUCUUAGAAGACGAGGAUGACGAUGAGGACAUGGAUGACGGGGAUGAGAACGGAGAGCUGGAGGAGGACGAAUCCAUCGAAGACAUGAAUGGUAGCGAAUCGCCUCUUCACCUCGUGGCCGCUACGAAUGGCCAGAAUGGGUUUGACGCCGCCGCUUCAGAAUUCUUCACCUCCGCAGGAGCACAGGAAGCAUUGCAUCCCCUUCGCCGCACUGCCGACAGAGUUACGCGCCAAAUCGAAGCGUUUGCGGAACGACUAGACCGUUUUAAGCAAAAGGGCAAUCGCGCUGACGAGUUCGGAAGCUACCAGGCCGUUUAUCAGUUGGUGAAGGGAUACGAGACAAUCGCGCAAGACGCCAUCCAUGAUGUCUCAAGACAGGACACUCUGAAGAAAGCAAAGCUCGGAUGGAGUUUCAGCAAGACCAAUGGUACCGCACAGCGCGAUCCCAAGACUGAGGAGGAACUUCAACGACUACAAUUAGAAGCAAACACCUGGCAGCUUCUGUUGAACUUGAUCAGUGUUGAUGACCCUGCCAGCAGGGCUAGCUACCGAAAAGCACAAGAAACCGUGUUCCAGAAUCUCCAUCGGUAUUCCUCGGAUCGCGAAGUCUGGGAACAGUUCUUGAAGGUAGAUCAAUAUGCGCUGGAAUGUGUUCUCACUAUGAAGUGGCUGGAACAUACAGCGAAGAACUCUACUCAGGACAUUGACUCGCUGAUCUCGGAAUUGGAAAUCCAGGCCGAAAGAGGACAAGGCGCAUGGGCUCAUGGGUGGCUCUACACCAAGGAGACGAUCAAGGGACAAAAGCGACUGCGUGCCUGGCCACAACCUCUCGAGCCCAAUGACCCGAACAUUACCGCUUCACUUCUGACGUCCGAUCAAUCCGAGCCUAUGGUUACCCAGUUAGAUCCCGACGCAGUCACUCGCCAGAAACAGAAUCUCCAGAGGAAGGACCAGUUCUACGAGCGUGCCACUUGGAUGACGUGUUGGAAGAUGCUGAGGCAAGGUGAAAACUGGACAAAGAUCAGAGAUUGGGCGGCAGAUCGCCUGGAGAACUGGCGGGCAGUGAGCCUCUGUGGCUCUAGCGUUGACGCCAACUCGGGCGGGGAGAACACCCCCAUCGACGAUGGGACUACGCGCAUGAUGAACUGGCGGUCUCAGGACUCCUGGAGAGCUGCUUGCUCAAGCCUAGCUAGGGAUCCGAAGACGGAAGAUUUCGAGCGGGCCGUUUACGCGCUGUUGAGCGGCGAGUCGGAAGCGGCCUUCAAGGUGUGCCAGAGUUGGGACGACUAUCUCUACGUUUACUUUAACAAUGUCGUCUUGUCACGCUACAAAGGCUUUUGCAAGCAGUUUCAGCGAAAACUCAACCAUUCGCCAACGACUCCUGUCGUCUUCACACCGGAGCCUGCUGGAUACGCAGAUUUCAACAAGUUCGUGUUGUACACCAGGGGCAACGAUCGAAUUGGCGGAGAGGCUCGGAAUCCAUACCGAACAAUACAGGCCGCUAUUCUGGGCAAAAGCUAUGAUGUCUUCUUCAACGCCUUGGCCAAGGCCGUCUCACAAGCAGCUAUCAAUAGAGGCGAACCCAGUUUUGUGCCCAACCUCUCGCCGACAAGUGUGGAUGACUCUUUUCUCAUCACGGCUGAGGAUAGUGAUGCGUUGAGGAUUGCCACCCACCUCUAUGUUGUCGCCAGCGCCAUUGGGUACGUCCGAAACGACACAGAAUUUAUCAACACCGCAUCCGUAAAUGUGGUUGGUUAUAUCGCCGAUCUUGAGGACGUUGGCGUUGUUAACAUGAUCCCGCUUUAUGCCUCACUUCUGCCGAAGGACCUCGCCUACUCUGUGCUUGGCCAAGUCUUGAUUGAAAUAGUUGAUCCGAGAGAGAGGCGGAUGCAGGUACAGUUAAUGCAUACGCAUGAUAUAGACAUCGAAGCAGUCAUUCGCAAACAGUGGGACAUGGUUACCUCUAGUGUUUCUGCAGUGGACCGUUCAAGGACAAUCAGGCGGUUCCCCAAAGUGGUCAGCCGCAAGGAUGGCCAUCGCGAGUUGGUGCCCGUGAAGAAGGAUUUCAUUGGAACAGACCUUUCGAUGGACGAUGAACGAGUCAUUCGUAGCCUCGAAUGGCUUCGCUACAUUGAUGGACAAUGGGGCAGAAUAUGCUACCUGGGGGCUUCCCUUUACCGGAGAUUCUAUCUUACGGGUAAACUCCCGGCAGCUCGCGAGCUCAGCAGGCGUAUGUAUCUAUCGGAGAUCUCCCGCGAGUCAUAUGGUUUCGAUAUCGCAGAGUUCCCCAUAGAUGCCGAAGACGGAACCGAUGCUGGCACUCCAGAACCUUCUAGCCCGACAAAGACAAGAGUAUACGGGCAUAAGCGAAACAAAUCCAGCAAUAGUCUACCGUCUACCGCCGAGACUAGGCUGCUCUAUACACAAUCACAAACGAUGCGUGACCUAGAAGAGCUUAUCCUGGCAUUUGACGCAUUGGAACGAUUUGCCACUGUCUGCGAGAAGCUUGACAAGACCAAGCGUCGACGAGAUUCUGGAACCAUCAAAGGUCUCAGAGACGAAUUGCAAGACGCUUUAGACGGAGUCAGCGUGCAUAUCGAUGCCGUCCUCUACGACUGGCUAGUCAGCGCUCAAGACCAGGCCGAACUCGCCGACCUAGAAGAAAUCCGAAGCACCUACAUUCCCGAACUCUUCCUUGAUUACCACAGCGCCCUCUACUACUCCGCCCACGUUAUCAGCAGCGAUAUCCUAGUACAGUGCAUGAACCUGGCAAUGCAGGUCGCCGAGAACGAGUUCCUGACUCGCAGCUUCGUUGCCUCGCGGCGUAUGACCGAGCUCAUGGACGCCCUGGCCCUCUCCAGCAAGGCGAUGGUCAAUGCGCGCGCAAAGUCCAACGUGAGGCUUUUGGGCGGCGAGACUCUCAGGAUCUGGAAUGUGCAGGUGCCCGCGGAUCAGGAGGAGGAGAUGCUCCGUGAAGCGCAGUGA
Molecule: messenger RNA, 3156 nt
Organism: Aspergillus calidoustus
Lineage: Eukaryota; Fungi; Ascomycota; Eurotiomycetes; Eurotiales; Aspergillaceae
Source: the annotation of a GenBank genome assembly